GUGUUAUUUUUGCACCUUAUGGCCCUGUCUGGAAGCAACAGAGGAAAUUCUCUCUCUCAACACUGCGUCAUUUUGGAGUAGGAAGACAUAGCUUGGAGCCUAAAAUAAUUGAGGAGCUGAAAUUUAUAAAGGAAGAAAUGCUGAAGCAUGGAAAGGAUCCAUUUAAUCCCUUUCCGAUCAUUCGCAAUGCAGUGUCCAAUGUUAUCUGUUCCAUGGCCUUUGGCAGGCGUUUUAACUACGAAGAUGUUGAGUUCAAGACGAUGCUGAAGAACAUGGCCCGCGCACUGGAGCUAAGCGUGAACAGCUCUAUGAUCCUGGUCAAUAUCUGCCCUUGGCUGUACUACCUUCCCUUUGGGCCUUUCCGGGAACUUAGGAAAACAGAAUUAGAUAUUACUGCUUUUCUAAAGAAAAUAAUUGCACAGCACAGGGAUACACUGGAUGCAGCAAAUCCCAGGGACUUCAUUGAUAUGUACUUCAUCCAUGUGGAAGAAGAAAAGAACAACAAGGAGAGCAGUUUUAAUGAAGACUACCUAUUUUUUAUCAUUGGUGACCUCUUCAUUGCAGGCACAGACACUACUUCCAACACGUUACUGUGGUGCCUGCUCUACAUGUCUCUCUACCCAGACGUACAAGAGAAGGUUCAUGCAGAAAUUGAAGCAGUUCUAGGACGUGACAAAGUUCCCUCUCUUACCCACAAGGCUCAAAUGCCCUUCACAGAGGCAACCAUUAUGGAAGUGCAGAGGAUGACUGCGGUUGUUCCCCUUUCUAUUCCUCGUAUGGCCUCAGAAACUGCUGUGCUGCAGGGAUAUAUUAUUCCUAAGGGCAGUGUGAUCAUACCCAACUUGUGGUCAGUACACAGAGAUCCUAACAUUUGGGAGAAACCAGAUGAAUUUCAACCAUCGAGAUUUCUGGAUGAAAACGGCCAGCUAAUUAAGAAAGAGGCAUUCAUUCCUUUUGGAAUGGGUAAACGUGUGUGCAUGGGAGAGCAGUUGGCAAAAAUGGAGCUGUUCUUAAUUUUUGCAAGUCUAAUGCAAAGUUUUACCUUUUUGUAUCCUGAAAGUGCUGCAAAGCCAUCUAUGGAGGGAAGGUUUGGCCUAACUUUAGCUCCAUGUCCGUUCAAUAUAAUAGCUUUGAAGAAAUGAUAUAACAUCAAAAAAGAUUAAAGAAAGAAAUAUUGCACUUUUAAAAUCCAGCUUUGUUACCAGCUUAUUUUGUUACUGUCUUUCCAGAAAAACACCAGCUGCAUAGGCUUUCAUAGUCAGCGAGAAUGAUCCAUUUGCACUUCUGGAAAGAAAAGAUUUUUUUGUGUCAGCUGUUGCAUUCCACAAAUGAACUGACAGCAUAGUUUGCAAUUUGAUAUUAAAACUUGCUGGGCUUAACCCUUCUGUCUAUAAGCUAUUACUGUCAGUUUGUCAAAUAAUAAUUAUGGGAGAAUGG
Balearica regulorum gibbericeps (East African grey crowned-crane) is the source of this 1437-nucleotide messenger RNA. NCBI's taxonomy places the organism in Eukaryota, Metazoa, Chordata, Aves, Gruiformes, Gruidae. The record is from RefSeq and is a predicted model, not a curated record.